This is a messenger RNA of Alternaria atra, 846 nucleotides long. RefSeq lists its product as uncharacterized. The record is from RefSeq and is a predicted model, not a curated record. NCBI's taxonomy places the organism in Eukaryota, Fungi, Ascomycota, Dothideomycetes, Pleosporales, Pleosporaceae. The transcript has a single exon. The coding region runs from base 1 to 846 and encodes 281 amino acids.
AUGGGAAAGCGCAAACCCCAUCUCGCAGGCCGACCUCCAAAGAAGACGGUAGAUGCAGAGGGAGAACAAGAGCAGGGAACAGUAUUUUUCUACAUGCCCAAAGAAAAGCCAUAUGGUGUAUUUUGCCAAUGGCAUAUAAGUCCAUUCAGUGUACCUGUCGCAUCACUACAAUGGCUCGUCGACAUGGCACCUUCACCACCACCGCCUCCAACACAAUCGUCUCCUUCAUCAAAACCUCCCAACAUAGAACCCUCUCCGCCCCCACCCACACCAUCAACUAUUUUGUCUACCUACGCCACCAUCACCACCUCAUCCAACCCAUCCAUAUCCUUCACCUGCGCCGAACAAUCCUACAUGUUUUGCAAAGCCCUCUAUUUCUCCGAUGCCAAUACUGCCCGCCUCAUUCUCUCUACUCCAGAUCCAAAAACGCAGAAGAAACACGGUCAGAAAGUCAAGAACUUCAAUUUUCACCAGUGGGGACAAGUUAAGAAUCGGGUUGCUAGAGUCGGGAAUUGGUACAAGUACACGGAUGGAUGUGGAAAUGGAAAGGGAGGUGGGAACAGACAUAUGAGGAGCUUGUUGUUAGGAACACAAGGCAGAGAAUUAGCGGAAGCGGGUCGAAGGGACAGGAUUUGGGGGAUUGGGUAUAAAGCUGACGAAGCUGACCUCUAUCGAGAGUUCUGGGGAGAGAAUCUGCUGGGAGAGUGCUUGAUGAAUGCUAGGGAUAGGAUCAUCAAGUUUGGAAAGAGGUCUUUAGAGGAGACUGUAGAUUGGGAGUGGGAUGGAUCGUUAGAAGAGGAAGAGGUGUGCCAAUGGCCUGUUGGUGUUCAAGUCCCAGAAGAAUAG